This is a messenger RNA of Saccoglossus kowalevskii, 2813 nucleotides long. Its product is annotated as hemicentin-1-like. The record is from RefSeq and is a predicted model, not a curated record. Lineage: Eukaryota; Metazoa; Hemichordata; Enteropneusta; Harrimaniidae.
AUGUCCUUGUUUUUAUUUGUUGCACCGACAGUUAGAUUUAUUGCUGGAGAUUUCAAGGUAGGGGAGGAUGUUGUAGUGAGCGAACAUACAACAGCUGUUUUAAACUGCACGUAUUCGACAACUGGAAGGGAAGAUUUGUAUUGGUAUAAAGGCGACGAUGAAGGCACAUGGACUGUGGUCAUAUACGUUCCCAACUCAGAGGAACCUGAAUACCAGACUGGAUUUGAUCGUCACGACAUAGUCGGCCAAGCAUCGCUGCAAAUUACACAAACAGUGGUUAAUGACAGUGACACAUAUUGGUGUCUUAUAGUGGGAUUAGGUGUCCAAACUGAAAUGGAUUCAUUAUCUUUAAAUGUUAUAGAAAUACGAUCACCAUCAAUACCCAUCGUCACAUUAUCCGAAAAUCCAACUCAUGAAGGGCAUAAUGUCACGUUGUUAUGCGAAUCUUACGGUGUCCCUCUUCCUACCUUUGAAUGGAUGAAAGACGGAAUACAAUUACAGGAACAAAAAAGAUAUCACUUUACAACAGAUAUGGGUUCUUUCAUGAUUGUUUCUGUUAGCAGAAAGGACAUGUCAAAUUACACUUGCAUUGCAUCAAAUGAUGGAGGUUCAAAGAAAACUACGGUAUUUUUAAAUGUGUACUACGAACCAGAUUAUGUAUGGCCUACUUGUUCUGCAGAACCUUUAUCUAAUAUAGAAUUCUUAGAAGCUGGUAACAGUAUAACACUUAUAUGCGAAGCUGUAGAUGGUAAUCCAUUUCCGGUAUUACUUUGGUACAAUGGGACUGAAAUACUACCACAAGAUGGAUAUAAUACACCAUCAUCUGAGGACAAGGAAGUAAUAACAAGGAACGAGUACACAUUUAUGCUGACUAAAUAUGACAAUGACAAAAUAUACCAGUGCAAUGGCCACCAUCCAGUGUCUAAUAACUCCUGUGAUACUGGGUUAUUGGAUGUUAAAUUUCCUCCUAGCGAUCCGAUUUGCCCUGAGGCAUAUCUUUUAUAUGCGGAAGAAGACUUGUUUAUACUUACAUGUGAAUCAUAUGACGGAAAUCCGUUGGCGACACUAUCAUGGAUUAAUUGCACAGAUGGCUCUGAAAUGAUUCUGACUACGCCAUCGCCAAAUGGGGACACGAGUGUAGCUACUCUUGAGUGGAAUCUGACUAGAGUUGACAACCAAGGCAUGUAUAGAUGUGAUGCAACCAACCUUGUUCAGACUGAUCCGUUAUCAUGUAUAACUGGACCUAUAAAUGUGACAUUCGCUCCUCUUUAUGUUGACUUGAGUGGUUAUGACGGGUCUGUACACGCAGGGUCAGUUCUGAUAUUAACAUGUAAAUGUGGAUCGAGUAACCCCGCGUCUUCCAUUAAUUGGUACAAAAACAACACAGAUAUCAAUAACAGCGAUUAUGAAGAGGUUGUUGACCAAUGGUAUGAAGGCGGUGAGUUCCACGGAACUGAAACAUUUGAAGACAUGAAAAUAGAUCUGGUUGCUGAACACAACUCUGCCAUAUAUCACUGUGAUGCAAUAUACAAGGGUGAUUAUGUCGUGGUGUCUCAUGUUAUAGUGAUUGAUGUCAAAUUCCCUCCUUCAGAACCAUUUCCCUGUCGGACUAAUUUAAGUGAUUAUAAUGGUCCCGUAUUUGCUGGAGAAGACUUGACAUUGACUUGCACUUCGUGCAGCAGUAAUCCACAAGCUGUUAUUACUUGGUAUUCAAAUGGAAAUGAAAUACUGAAUGGUAUGAGUGAACCUGUGUAUACACAUGCUGAGUUCAAUGGUUAUAGGACUACGAAUGGACCAAUUGUAAUAAACACAGAUGAGGAUCGUGUAUUUGUGGAGGUCAUGCAGACAGCAAACCUGACCUGUCAAAUAAAUAGUAAUCCUGAUGGAAAUAUCACGUGGUAUGGCCCAAGAGAAGGAGAAGUUCUCAAUAUGACUCGCCCAAGAAUUAUUAUAGAAGAAAGAAACUACACAAUACGUACAAGUAUCUUAGUUAUAAAAUACGUUCAACUUGAAGACUAUGGCAACUAUACAUCUGAUUCCAUUCAUGUUAGAACUUCAAAUAGGGAAAUUCCCUUCACUUCCAUAUCUUUCAAAGAACACAUAUCAAGUGGGCCAAUAACACAAGUUAUAGCGGCAGAAAUCAUUCAUAACAAUGGACAGCUCACUGGUUCAAUUGUGAAGAUAUUGAAAGAAGACAUGAAGAGUGAUGCCAAGCAAUGUCUUCUAAAUGAGAUUGAUAUUUUAAAAAAACUGGUACAUGUAAACAUAAUCUCAAUGAUUGGUUGCUGUACAGUACGAGAACCAAUAUUGCUUGUGCUUGAAAACUCGCCUUUCGGAAGUCUUCAAUACUAUCUUCGUGAAUGUAAAACACAACGUCACUCCAAUAUGUCUUCGCUCAGUCACCAGUACGAAAUAAUUGACGAAUUCAUCAGAUUUGGAACAGAGAUUGCAAACGGUUUAUUUUUUCUGGAGGAAAAAGAGUGUGUAAUCCGAAUAUUGGCUGCUAAAAAUAUUCAAAUUGGGCAUAACGCAGUAUGUAAGAUCUCAGAUUUAGGAUUUUCAACUGCUGUAAUGACGUCAGACGAAUUCGAAGUCUAUACCAGUGGUCGUCUUCCGUUGAGAUGGAUGGCACUGGAAGCAUUGCUGGAUUGUUUCUAUACAACUAAAUCAGAUACAUGGUCUUAUGGGAUAGUACUAUGGGAAAUAUUUAACUAUGGUGACACACCUUAUCCUGGUAUGGGCGCUGGUGAUAUAUUGCAUGAACUACAGCAAGGGUAUCGAAUGCCAAAACCAAGAAACUGUGAUGACAGCAU